AUGGCGGGUUGCGUACCUACGAAAUCCCCCACAGCGAAUCCGUUCGGCCAAUUCUCCAAUCAAUCGUUGUCUUUCUUACCUACAGCGCUGGAUGAUAUACCGAGGGACGACUCUGCUUGUGAAAAUAUAUUGGAUUGGGAUUAUAGAGAUCAACAGGCGGAAUUAUUACAAGCAGGAUUUCAGAGUCGACAGACCAAAAACUACAACGGGAGCUUAGAUCAGUACACAGGGACAGUCCCGAAAAAAGCGCCAACCACGGAACGGAAACGCUUUAAUCGCACGGAGGAGCGAGUGCAGCUACUUCAGCUAUACUUCAUCCAAGUCGACCCGAUUGUGAAGAUUUUGCAUUGGCCAUCCCUUCAGGCAUAUCUGUUGGCAGGAAAACCUUACCUACAUUAUGACUCCUGCCAUCCGGCACCUGCGGCACUGGCGUCAGCCAUCUACUAUGCGGCCACGUGUACUAUGAGCUCGGAGACCUGCCUUUCCUGCUUUGGUGUGGACAAGGGCACCAUGAUAUCAAAGUAUAAGAGGGACAAUCGCUGCGCUCUUGAGCAUGCAGACUAUCUGUCCACGGAUGACCUCACGGUUCUUCAAUCUAUUGUCAUUUCACUAGUCGCCAUGAGAUGUCACGACCAUACUCGACAUUCCUGGACGAUGCUUGCGCUAGCCUUACGGAUUGCCCAUACUCUCUCCCUCGAUAAUCCCAGUACCGCCUCCUAUGUUUACCCGUUCGAAAGGGAGAUACGGUGUCGGUUAUGGCACGCGAUUCGCUGGCUAGACGUUCAGGAAUCCCUGAACGGUGCGUCCGAGCCAAUGUUACGUUCAAGUUUGUUCGAUUUCCAGUUUAAGCCUGCGAUAGGCGAAGUGGAACUUGAUACGGAUUGUGAAGUCCAUACACCCUCAAUUCGACUGCUCCCAGAGGCGACUCUGUUCAAGGUCAUUUCAUACGCCCAGGAGACGGCUCGGCAUCUAACAGUCUCGACCUCUACGUCAUUGUAUACCGAGGGUAGGGCUGGGCUACAAGAGUCGGUUAGAGCAUUCAAGGAACGUACCGAUGAACAGUUGGUGGGACUUCAACCGGACACGGUUGAUUUCCAUUGGUACCUGAGGGAGCUUGCGUAUUCAAUUGGAGUCUUCUUGCGACUUCUUGCAGUACGCCCAGUUGAUAUAGACGACCUGUCCUGUGGUUCUCCGACUUCCAGUGGCUUCGUCUUGAAACUGGCUGUGGAGGCCCUUGAGUCGAGGUUUCGGGUAUAUAAUAGCACGAGAAGUUAUGCUUGGCGGUGGCUUCAACCCCUUUUCUUCCCUUGGCAAGCACUUGCCAUCACGCUCGCUGAAAUCCGAACUUGCGAUGACCGACUUCUCAUCAAUCGGAUAUGGCCCAUUGUUGAGCAAAGUUAUACAUCAUUUAUGAACCUCGAUAUGGAGUCACCAGCUUGUCGCCUACGAAAACCAGUGGAGACCCUGAUGGAGCAGGCCAAGCGUAAGGUCUACGACAUCAUGUUACCGUUCCCCCCUCUCAAUGAAAGUGACUCUGCUGGGCCGGGGUGUCUUCCCUUGUCCACUACGCCUCAGUACAACGUUGUAGGUCCCCCUGAAAAUGUGCCGUUGGCCGCAGAUAGCUCGUCCGUUUGCAUCGCCAGUCACCCACCACCCUCCGAUUUAAGUACUACCGAAUGGGACUUCGCGGUGUUGGCCGAGAAUAUCGGACUGAACGAGUUUGAUCUCACUUGCCUUGGCCCCAAUUUCGAUUUCGAAGGUACAUCUACAUUCGCAUGA
This is a messenger RNA of Aspergillus bombycis, 1779 nucleotides long. RefSeq names its product fungal specific transcription factor domain-containing protein. The coding region runs from base 1 to 1779 and encodes 592 amino acids. Lineage: Eukaryota; Fungi; Ascomycota; Eurotiomycetes; Eurotiales; Aspergillaceae. Gene Ontology annotation, molecular function: zinc ion binding; DNA binding. Gene Ontology annotation, biological process: DNA-templated transcription. The transcript is spliced from 3 exons. The record is from RefSeq and is a predicted model, not a curated record.